AACUGUGCUGAGGGAGAAUUGAACUGCGGGGCUUAUUGUAUCAAUGACAACCUGCGGUGUAACUAUCAAGAUGACUGUGUCGAUGGUAGAGAUGAGGAAGAAUGCGGUUGUGUGAUCAGCCCAUGUCUAAACAACGGGACAUGUAACCCUAUUGGAAGGUAUGGCCUCAGCUGCAUAUGUCCCACCGGCUUUCAAGGGGCGAGGUGUGAAACAGUGAACAUCUCCCUCGGGGCCAACGAAACCGUUGAAGUCAGGUCGCCAGGUUACCCAGGCAGCUUUCCAAGAGGAGUAUUUAUCAACUGGAUCAUCAGGACGGAGGAAGACAGGAAGAUUCUCGUUUCGUUUGGCAAUCUUACCACCGAUUACUAUGACAACUGGAGGAUCGGGAACGGAGAUGUUGUCAGUCAGUCUACCCUUCUGUCGUGGAGAUACCGACGGCGUCAACUACCGGUUCUCCUUUCGAAUGGAAGUGCCAUCUGGAUUUCAUUUUCGUUUUCUUUGUCCUAUCAAACAAGAGAAGGAUUUUCCUUUGUUGCGUCUUCUGUGCCAUCCACAGAAACUUUGACCUGUUCUGAUGAUGAAUUUGAUUGUGGAAAUUCUGUUUGCAUCAGCGGUCUCUUACAAUGUGACAGAAAUUAUGACUGCAUCAAUAACAGAGACGAAAUUUCCUGUGGCUGUGAUUUCGUCUCCUGCCAGAACAACGGAACCUGUAUACCAACAUACUACGGCUAUUUUAGAUGCAUCUGUUCCCAAGGGUUUACAGGAAGAUUCUGCGAAGAAGUCAUCUUUGAGUGUGAGGCUUAUCCGUACACUUUCGAAGAAUCUGGCAGAUGUAAUGGAACCAUUCAGUGUCCAAACGGUGAUGACGAAAAGGAUUGUGAUUGUAGUGCAAACGAGUACCGAUGUCGUGAUAGCAUCUGCGUGAGUUCAGCCAAUGCAGAAUGCAAUGGCAUACCUGAAUGUCUGGAUUAUUCAGAUGAAGGAGUUACCUGCAAUGCUGCGUACUGCAUAGAAAUCCCGAACGAGGUAUGCUCAGCCAUUCUUACGUACAACACCACCUACUUCCCGAAUGACUUUGUGUCAUCCCAUCGACAAGCAAACCUCUUCAUCGCUGAACAUCUGCCCCAACUCACGGCCAACUGCACCAAUAGCGAGAGACUUGCUCUGUGUAUGUCGUUCUUCCCGGAGUGUCCUCAGUUUGGUUCUGCCCGAAGAGUCUGCGCCUCGUUGUGUUCCAGAGCUUUAGAAUGUGUUGGUCUAGAGACGAACUCCACAUCUUUACAGUGCGACGUUUACCCUGACCGUGGUAUAUUAUCGACCUCAGAAGGCUGCCUCUUUGACGACGAAGAUGUGCUGCAGACGGGCAAUUGCGGGCGUCGACCAGCGGCCUCGCCUUCUCUCAAUCCUUUCAGUCGUAUCAUUGGUGGAGCUCAGAGCCACAUUGCCAACUGGCCUUGGAUUGGUUCAUACCAGUAUCGUAGCGGAUUUCACGCGUGCGCUGCUACGCUAAUUAACCCAAGUUGGGCAGUUACUGCGGCCCAUUGUGGUGCCCAACAUCAGCUUGUUUUUGGCAGUUCGCUUUUGAAUAUCCCAAAUGGCUACUCACACGUUCACCGCAUUGCCCGAGUAUUCUUCCACCCGGGAUACGAUAAUCCAAGAUACCAUAACGAUAUCGCACUUGUAAAACUCGCCUCACCUGUGCCAUACACCGACACCAUCCAGCCAGCUUGCUUAGAAACUGACGAAGACGAAGUCGACAAGUACGACACAUGCCAUGUCGUGGGAUGGGGCCGUACGUCUCUCUACGGCAGUGUUUCUCCGGUGUUAAAGGAGGCACAAGUGCCGCUGGUAACGUGGGAACAAUGCAAAACAUACGCUGACGUUCGCGAAAAUGUCUUCAUCUCCUCCGACCAAAUCUGUGCUGGAACAGCGGAUGGAAAUAAUGCAACUUGUAGCGGUGACAGCGGUGGUCCUUUGAUAUGUCGCGGAACCAGUGGACGAUGGAAACUGGUCGGGAUCACAAGCACAGGCUACAGGUGUGAUGAAACUUCCCCGGGUGUUUACACGAGAAUCUCUCACUACAUUGAUUUCAUUCGAUACACUAUUGCUUCAGACGCCGAUUUGUGUACAGGGGAAACAUACAGGUGUGCCAUGGGGGCAUGUUUAAGGUCUGAACUAGUAUGUGACACAUACCCAGAUUGUGAGGACGGGAGUGACGAAAUUUCUUGCGAACCAGGAGGAAGUCGGUUGGUUCAAAUUAGAGGCAAUGAAGGAACGCACAUUUCGUCACCUUUUUACCCAAGGAACUACAUCAGUAACCUUGAUGUAAUUUGGAACGUCGUGACAGACGAAGGCUUUAAGAUUUCCAUUCAGUUCAUCACGUUCCGGACCUCGUCGAAUUUGGACACUUUACGUGUUGGAGAUGGCGUCUACCUUUCCAACAGCACAGGAGAGUUCUUUAUGUGGAAUGGGACAAAGUUUCCGCCUAGUCUUCUCUCAAGCGGCAGUGCCAUGUGGCUGCGAUUCACAUCACUUUCUGUGUACCCGAGCGGUGGAUUCAAUAUCUCCGUCACUGGCGUCCCCUUAAAUGAAUCCCUGAACUGUGAAGGGGAGUUCGAUUGUGGGCACUCGGUCUGCAUUGAUCGUGGCUGGUUGUGUGAUGGACAGACUGACUGCAUCGAUGGACGAGACGAGGAAUUCAUGUGCGGAUGUGUGUCGAACCGCUGCCUGAACGAUGGUACUUGCCAACCUGUUGGAGGGUCCGGAUUCUAUUGUCAAUGCCGCGAGGGUUUUGGCGGCCUUCUGUGUGAGGCAACUCUUAUCAAUCUUGGGGCGAACGAGUCGGUUCUAAUAAGUUCCCCGUCCUAUCCCAACGACUACACAAACAAUCUGGACCUCAUGUGGAUUGUCGAAACGGUGGACAAUCGACAGAUUCUCAUCGAUUUCAUUGCUUUCAACACGGAGAGUUGUUGUGACCAUCUAAGAGGUGGGAAUGGGGAGGAUUUUUCCAAUUCCUCUACAACUCUCUUCCGCUGGAGUGGAAGCAGUCUACCACCUCGUGUGUCGUCCAACGGGAACGUCAUGUGGCUGAGAUUUACGUCAGAUUUUAGUGUCACCAGAAGUGGGUUUCUCUUGUCGGCUCGAAGCGUCUCGUCAAAUGUCAUCUUUGAGUGUGAGGCUUAUUCGUACACUUUUGAAGAAUCUGACAGAUGUGAUGGAAUCAUUCAGUGUCCUAACGGCGAUGACGAAAAGGAUUGUGAUUGUGUUGCUAACGAGUACCGAUGUCGUGAUAGCAUCUGCGCGAGUUCAGCCGAUGCAGAAUGCAAUGGCAUACCAGAAUGUCUGGAUUAUUCAGAUGAAGGAGUUACCUGUAAUACCGCUUACUGCAUCGAAAUUCAGAGUGAAGUGUGCUCAGCUAUUCUGACUUACAAUACCACCUACUUCCCGAACGACUUCGUGUCAUCCCAUCGACAAGCGAAUGACUUCAUUGCUCAACAUCUGCCUCAACUUACAGCCAACUGCACCGAUAGCGAGAGACUUGCUCUGUGUAUGUCGUUCUUCCCAGAAUGUCCUCAGUUUGGUUCUGACCGAAGAGUCUGCUCAACAUUGUGUUCCAGAGCUUUAAAAUGUGUCGGUGUGGACACGGAUUCUAACACCACAAGUUUGUCGUGUGAAGUCUAUCCAGACCGUGGUUUGCUGUCAACAUCGGACGGUUGUUUUUACCACAGAGCAGAUGUGCUACAAGCAGGAGACUGUGGGCGUCGACCAGCGGCCUCGCCUUCUCUCAAUCCUUUCAGUCGUAUCGUUGGUGGAGCUCAGACGCACAUUGCCAACUGGCCUUGGAUUGGUUCAUAUCGACACGCUAGUGGAUCGCAUGGAUGUGGAGUAUCACUAAUCAGUAGAUAUUGGGCAGUCACAGCAGCACACUGCACGCAUCUGCAAUACGUAGUGUUUGGCAGUUCAACUUUGGAUAUUCCAUUUAACUACCAGCACGUCUAUAGGGUUAGCAAAGUAUUCAAUCAUCCUUUGCAUAACUCCCCGAGGUACCACAACGACAUUGCGCUUCUGAAACUGGCCUCCCCCGUACGAUAUACGGACACCGUCCAACCAAUCUGCUUGCAAAUUGCUGACAAUGAAACUGAGGUCUACGACAGGUGCCAUGCAAUAGGUUGGGGCCGAACUUCGUACGGAGGUAUCGUCUCUCCUGUCUUGAAAGAAGCACGUGUGCCUCUACUGGGGUGGGAGCAAUGUAAAGCUAACAGUGAAAUUCAGGGACGACUAUUUGUCUCAUCAAGUCAGAUAUGUGCUGGAAUUGGAGACGAAACUAACAAAACCUGUAAUGGUGACAGUGGAAGUCCACUGGUCUGUCAGGGCACGGACGGCCGGUGGAAGAUGGUUGGCAUUGUCAGCACUGGUGUUAGAUGCGGACAAACUGCCCCCACCGCUUUCACAAGAGUCUCACAGUACAUUGAUUUCAUCAGAUACACAAUCGCUUCAGAUUCCAAUCUAUGCAGUGUGGAUGACUUCAGAUGUAGCUCUGGGACUUGUAUAACGCCUGAGCUCGUGUGCAAUACGUUCCCUGACUGUGACGACGGGAGUGACGAAUUAUCUUGUGACCCUGGAGGAAGCCUCUCCGUUUCUCUGGAUGAAAAUGAAAGAAUCCAUCUGCUCUCACCUUUUUACCCGAUGAAUUACAUCAACAACCUGAAUGUAAUUUGGAACAUCUUCACUGAGGACGGUUUCAAGAUUUCCAUAAAGUUUGUAACAUUCAGCACCGAGCAGGGUGACAUUUUGCAGGCUGGAGAUGGCGUCUAUGCUGUCAAUGGUUCUACGAAUUUUUUCUCGUGGAGUGAGAUGAGGCGCCCACCUAGUCUUCUCUCAAGUAAUAGCACCAUGUGGCUGAGAUUUACGUCUAAUUCCUUUAACACAAGAAGAGGAUUUAAUAUCACUGUCACCAGCGUUCCCUCAAAUGAAUCUCUGAAUUGUACGGAAGAGGAGUUUGACUGUGGACACUCUGUCUGCAUUGAUCGUGGCUGGUUGUGUGAUCGACAGAUCGAUUGCUCUGACGGCCGAGAUGAGGAAUUUCAGUGCGGAUGUGUGUUGAACACCUGCCUGAACAAUGGAACUUGCCAUCCCGUUGGAGGAUCUGGUUUCAACUGUCACUGUCAUGAGGGCUUUGGUGGCACUCUGUGUGAUAUAGGUGAGGCA
Messenger RNA from Acanthaster planci (crown-of-thorns starfish), 5208 nucleotides. RefSeq lists its product as uncharacterized. NCBI's taxonomy places the organism in Eukaryota, Metazoa, Echinodermata, Asteroidea, Valvatida, Acanthasteridae. Gene Ontology annotation, biological process: proteolysis. The record is from RefSeq and is a predicted model, not a curated record. Gene Ontology annotation, molecular function: calcium ion binding; serine-type endopeptidase activity; protein binding.